AUGGGAAGCAUUAGUUUUUUGGUCAUGCAUUCUGGGAGGUGGAACAAUGAAAAUUGCUAUGUUGAUUACAGUACAGAAGCAAUUGUGCUAAAAGAGCAUGCGACAUUUAGAGAACUAAUGGAUCUUGUUUCAAAGCAAAUUUGUGUUGACUUGAGAUUUAACAUUGUGAAACUUAAAUAUAAGAUAGAGGGUAGUACUGCACCUCUGGAAAUACACAACGAAAUGGGUGUGAGAGUGUAUGUGUCGUUGAAAAAAGAUAACAAAGAAUUAUCAAAGUAUCCUAUAUGUGUAUCCGUAUUUGUGAAUGACUGUCAAUUAGCUGAUAGAAAUAUGUUUGAAGAUGGAUUCGAAAUGUGUGGGCCUGAUGGAAUAGAUAUAGUUGAUACAGAAGCAUUAGUGCUUAGUGUGCCGAACAAUAGCGAUAACAUGAAUUGCGACAUUAUUACAAACGCCAAACAUAAGGUAGUGUUGGAAGAUCAAGUUUAUAAGGACAAGGGAACUUUAAAGGCUGUGAUGAUGCAAUACGCUAUUGAUCAUAGAUUCCAAUGGAAAACGGACAGAUCGAGUCAAACAUGUUAUACACUUGUUUGUGUCUCUGAUAAUUGUGGGUGGGUGUUGAAGUCGUCAAGUAUCAAUAAAUCUGGAAUGUUCAGAAUUAGAAAAUUCGUAGAUGAUCACACGUGUCCAUUGAAAGAUAAGGUUUAUGAACAACGUCAAGCAACAAGCAAUCUUAUUGGAGGUAUGAUACAACCCAAGUUAGUUGAUCAUAAAAGGAAGUUGACGCCAAAGGAUAUACAACAAGAUGUCAGCUUAGCUCUUGGAGUAAAUGUAUCAUACUCAAUGGCGUGGAAGGCUAAGGAAAAGACUGUAAUUUCUUUAAGGGGUACCCCAUCUGGUUCUUAUGGUAAACUGUCGAGCUACUUAUACGUAUUGGACGCUACCUACCCUGGAUCUCAUAUAAGGAUGAAGAAAACCGAUGAAAAUCAAUUUCUUUAUCUUUUUAUUUCUCUCUUCCCGUUCAUAAAAGGUUUUAAGUGUUGUAAACCAAUUGUCAUAGUUGAUAGCAGCCACCUUAGGGGGACGUACAAUGGAGUAUUUGUUUCUGCAAGUACUGUUGAUGGAGCAGGAAAUAUAUUGCCGCUAGCAUAUGGAAUUAUUGAUUCAGAAAAUGAUGCAUCCUGGACUUGGUUUUUUGAACAGUUUAGAGAAGCGCAUGGCGUUAAAUAUAACAUGUGCGUUGUGUCCGAUCGAAACGAAAGUAUUAUAAAGGCAGUUUCGAGGGUAUUUGAUGGAGUUCCUCAUUAUGCCUGUAUUUGGCAUUUGUGGAAAAAUGUGAAAACACUAUUUAAAAAGUCGCACAAUAGUUUGUCGGAAGUUUUUUAUGGGAUGGCAAAGGCAUACAAACAAUCUGAAUUUGAUGAACUGAUGGAAAAGGUUGAACAAGUUGAUGUUCGUGUAAAAAAUUACUUGGAAUCAGCAGGUUAUGAAAAAUGGGCUAGGGUAUAUGCAACAGUUGAUCGAGGAAUGGUUAUGACAUCAAACAUAGCUGAGUGCAUAAAUGCUUGUCUAUUUGAAGCAAGGGAAUUACCGGUAUACGAUUUUCUUGAGGAAGUAAGACAGAUGUUUGCAAGAUGGAAUUUGAAAAAUCAUACGUCUGCUUCACAUACAUUCACCACACUUUGUGGUAGACCACAAGAGAUGCUUGUUGCUAAUGAAGAAGCAUCAUUACGUAUGAAGGUUGUGCCGUCAAAUAACUAUGUGUUUAGUGUUCAUCACGAAGGUAGAACCUACAUUGUUUGUUUGGAAAAUAAAACUUGUACUUGCAAGAGGUUUCAAAUAGAUGAAAUACCAAGUUCGCACGCUUGGGCCGUUUUAAAGAAGAAACAUUUUGAUGUUCGGCCACAUUGUUCCGACGUGUACAAGCCAAGUAACUUGUUGAAUACAUAUAGCAUUCCAAUUCAUCCGUUACCUGAUCAAAACGAGUGGAAUGUACCUGGGUAUAUUAAGGACCAGAUAGUGCAGCCUCCAAAUCACAAAAAGCUCCCUGGAAGGCCAUCCAAAAAGUAUCGUGACAAGACGUAUAGCGAGCUAUAUGGUAAGAAGAGAAAGAAUUCUUGCAGUACGUGUGGGUUUAAAGGGAACAAUAGGCGUUCAUGUAGGAAUGGACCGCGUAUUGUAUAG
Molecule: messenger RNA, 2181 nt
Organism: Solanum pennellii
Lineage: Eukaryota; Viridiplantae; Streptophyta; Magnoliopsida; Solanales; Solanaceae
Exons: 4
Coding region: 1-2181 (726 amino acids)
Molecular function (GO): zinc ion binding
Source: RefSeq, a predicted model, not a curated record